This is a messenger RNA of Agrilus planipennis (emerald ash borer), 3235 nucleotides long. It is a transcript of the gene MetRS, whose product is annotated as methionine--tRNA ligase, cytoplasmic. The transcript has 15 exons. Lineage: Eukaryota; Metazoa; Arthropoda; Insecta; Coleoptera; Buprestidae. Gene Ontology annotation, cellular component: cytosol; aminoacyl-tRNA synthetase multienzyme complex. Gene Ontology annotation, molecular function: methionine-tRNA ligase activity; ATP binding. The coding region runs from base 152 to 3070 and encodes 972 amino acids. The record is from RefSeq and is a predicted model, not a curated record. Gene Ontology annotation, biological process: methionyl-tRNA aminoacylation.
GACAUUUGACAAAUUAAGAUUAAUUGAUAUUUUGUUACCUAACCACAAAAAACACGUGCAGUGGUUUCUAUUUAGUGCAUUUUACCCAUACGUAAAGUGUUUUGCCUUUUAAAGUGUAGUAAUUGAUUAUUAAAUAAUACCUUUUUUUAAAAUGGUUCUUACAGUUUACACAAAUGAAACGAAUCCAUCGACAUUAAAAAUACUUGUUGCAGCUAAUUUUUCUAAAGCUGAAGUAAAUCUAAAGAUAGUUUCUUCACAAGAACGUGAAUUGCAACAACCGAGACAUUUGCCCUAUUUAGAAUUAGAAGAUUCUUGUAAUUUAUUUAUCCCUAAUGCUGCUGCAAAAUUUUUGUUUCCAUCAAAAGAUAAUGAAGAAGUGUUUGUUAAUGAAUGGCUGGAAUGGGAAUCUUCAGUACUGUCGCCAAAUAUUGCUCUUCUAUUUGGCUUUCCUGUGAAAAUAGAAGACAGAAAAGAAGGAUUAAAAAGACACCUUCAUUACCUAAAUGAUGCAAUUAGAGAUUUUUCAACAUCACAAAAACAAAUUAUUGUAUCUGAUGUUGUAAUUUGGUCCACUUUAUAUCCAUUUUACAAAGAUACUGAUCUUAGCAAAGAAUAUCUACCUGAAUUAGAUGAUUUAAAUACUUGGAUUAAAAAAUUAGAACAAAUGGAAGAAUUUCAGAAAGCUGUAAAUGGUUAUGAAGUAAAACCAGGACAACCAUCUUAUCAAGUUCUACUUAAUAGUUCUAAGUAUUUGUCUCCUGUUAAUUUAGCAAUAUGUCCACCAUGCCCAUCAAGACCAUCAAUUCAAACACAAACAAGUAUAGAAAGUGUCAGUGUGGAUGAUAUUAGUAAAGCAAAGGAAUCAUGGCUGAAGGGCUCUGCUAAUUUAUCUAAACCAAAGAGUGAUAUAAUACCAGUAUUACCUAAACCAGGUGAAAAAAAUGUUCUUAUAACUUCUGCUUUACCUUAUGUAAACAAUGUUCCUCAUUUGGGUAAUAUUAUUGGGUGUGUGUUGUCUGCUGAUGUCUUUGCUAGGUAUUGCCGAUUAUGUAAUUAUAACACACUGUUUAUAUGUGGGACUGAUGAAUAUGGAACUGCUACUGAAACCAAAGCUUUAGAAGAAGGUUUAACGCCCCAACAAAUUUGUGACAAAUAUUUUGAAGUACAUAAUUCAAUUUAUAGAUGGUUUAACAUUGGGUUUGAUUAUUUUGGCAGGACAACUACACCUCAGCAGACUAUAUUAGUGCAAGAAAUGUUUCAAAUUUUGAAUAAGAAUGGUUUUAUGUUUACGGAAACUGUAGAUCAGUUAUUAUGUCAGAAAUGUAACAGAUAUUUAGCAGACCGUUUUGUAGAAGGGGGCUGCCCUCAUCUUGGUUGUUUAUAUGAAGACGCAAGGGGAGAUCAAUGUGAUGGUUGUGGAAAACUAGUCAAUGCUACUGAAUUAAGAAAUCCCCGGUGCAAAGUUUGCGGGACAACACCGGUUAUAAGGAGUUCGAAUCAGUUCUUUUUCGAUCUACCGAAAUUAGAGCCACUUUUACUCUGCUGGAUGAAGCAAUCUUCAACUGGUUGGUCAAGCAAUGCUCGAAUUAUUGGUAAUUCUUGGUUGAAAGAAGGACUUAAGCCCCGGUGUAUUACCAGAGACCUGAAGUGGGGUGUUCCUGUACCACUAGAAGGUUUUAGAGACAAGGUAUUUUAUGUAUGGUUUGAUGCUGUUUUGGGGUAUAUAUCCAUAACUCAACGAUAUACGAAAGAGUGGGCCAAAUGGUGGAAACCUGAAAAAGGUACUGAAGUCAAACUGUACCAAUUUAUGGCAAAAGAUAACGUACCAUUCCACGCGGUUAUUUUCCCUGCAAUCCUUAAAGGUGUGAAUGAUGGUUUUAUUACUGUGUCACAUAUAAUGGCUACAGAAUAUUUAAAUUAUGAAGAUGGAAAAUUUUCAAAGUCGAGAGGCAUUGGUGUGUUUGGAAACGAUGCCCAAAAUACAGGAAUUCCUAGUGACGUGUGGAGAUUUUAUUUGCUAUAUGUAAGACCAGAAUCUCAAGAUUCCAGCUUUUCGUGGGCCGAUCUCGUUACUAAAAACAACUCCGAAUUGCUUAACAAUUUGGGAAAUUUCAUUAACAGGGCAUUGGUAUUUGCAGAGAAGUUUUUCGACAGUCACAUUCCCAACAUGAAUCUUUUAGAAGAUGAUUUUAUCUUAUUGGCUCAGUGUACAAAAGAAUUGCAAGCUUAUGUGGUCUCUUUAGAAAAUGGAAAGCUUAGGGAUGGAAUUAGGCACAUUUUAUCUAUAUCUCGAUAUGGAAAUCAGUACAUGCAAUCCAUGCAACCCUGGGUACUAGUUAAAGGAACUUCUGAAGACAAGGAAAGGGCUGGAACUGUUGUGGGAGUUUGUUGUAAUUUAGUUUGUUUACUUGCAACAUUGCUGUUCCCUUACAUGCCAGAGACAGGCAGGACAAUAAGGAAUCAAUUGAACGCCCCCAACGAGACCUUUGCCUUAACAUCUCUUCAUCCUGAAAUAGUACAGCUUCUUCCCUCGGGUCAUAAAUUAGGAAAGCCAGUACCUCUUUUUGCCAAAAUCGAACUAUCUCGUGUUGAGGAGUUAAAAACACAAUUUUCAGGAAAACAAGCCGAUAGUAAUGGAGCUAGUAAAAAAGAAGACAACUUAAGUGUUACAGAACUUGAAGAAGCAAUCAAGAAACAGGGUGAUAAAGUCCGAAAUUUGAAAGCUAGUGGGGUUGAGAAAGCUGUAUGGCAACCUGAGGUUAACAUUUUACUCGACUUGAAAAAGAAACUGGAAAUUGCCCAAAAAGGAACAAACAUUAAGCAAAGUUCUGUAAAAAUACUUAAUGAGAAUGGUGUGCUACCAUGUGCCAGUCCAGAAGAAAUAAAAAAAUUAGAAGAACGAGUUCAAAAACAGGGUGACCACGUAAGGCAAUUAAAAUCAAGUGGUUCUCCAAAAAGUGAAUGGCAACCGCAAGUAAACAUUCUUCUUCAGUUAAAAGCCAGAUUAGCAGCCGCUUUAGGAGCGCCCCCUGCAAAGCCCGAUGGAAAAGGAAAAAAAUCAAAGAAUUGAGUGUUGCUUGCUUUCAAUCCUGCUACAAAAUUUUACUCCAUAUAAGCUCAGUAUUGAAUUAAAUAUGAAUAGUGAUGUAAUAAUCGCCGUCAAGUGUUUUAUAUAUUUGGGUUUAAAUGAAUUUAUUUAUUUAAUUUAUUGAAAUAAGUGUAUUUUUUAUUCCAG